AUGAUAAAGCUGUUAAAUCCAAAUGCAACUAUUCCUGUAGAGGAUACAAUUAGAAAUAAUAUUAUAAAAAGUUUCAAAGAUAAAAGCAUAAAAAUAAAAUACUUACUUCAAAGUGUUCCAGGAAAACUUUCAUUUGCUAUUGAUGUUAUUUUAUUGGAUUUUAUUAAUCUUCAUGGUCCCUAUUCAGGAGAGAACUUGUGUGAUGCAUUUGUUAGUAGCUGUUGUGAAUUUAAAAUUAUACUAAAAAUUUUUACAAUUACAAGUAAUAAUGCUACAAACAAUGAUACUUUUAUGCAACAUCUGAAAAAUAUAUAUUAUAAUGAGAAUAUCACUUUUAAUGCUGUUGAAUCUCAUUGUAGAUACAUUGCUCAUAUUAUAAACCUGGCCAUGCAAGAUAUUCUUAAACAAUUCAAGGCUGGCAAAGCACAAACUGAAAAUGCUAUCUUUAAUGAUAUGAACACACCUAUAAUGGCUAAAAAUAUAAUUCUGAAACUUUGA
Cetraspora pellucida is the source of this 498-nucleotide messenger RNA. The record is from the annotation of a GenBank genome assembly. Lineage: Eukaryota; Fungi; Glomeromycota; Glomeromycetes; Diversisporales; Gigasporaceae.